This is a messenger RNA of Toxorhynchites rutilus septentrionalis, 1371 nucleotides long. RefSeq lists its product as uncharacterized. Bases 371 to 1081 code for a protein of 236 amino acids. The transcript has 2 exons. The record is from RefSeq and is a predicted model, not a curated record. NCBI's taxonomy places the organism in Eukaryota, Metazoa, Arthropoda, Insecta, Diptera, Culicidae.
CAAUCAGUUUUUUUGUGAAUUUGUGAUAAGCAUCAUACCAAUAAGCGUCUCUCGUGGCUUAGACAACGUGAGUUUUUUGCGAAAAAGAACAGUUGUGGUUUAUUAACGUGAGGACUAUAGAUAUUCGAGAAAAAUGACGACACAACAUAGCCCUGUUAAAACCACCAGUGCUGAAGGCUCUAAAAUAGUUCCGUCAGGUACACAGCGCGCAGAUGAAUCUGCAAGUUUUAAAGGUUUUGCUGAAUGGGAGCUUGCUAUCGAUUCUGGCAGCCAAAAGCAAUUGGCGUCUGUAUUUCGGCAACGUGAGCAAGUGAAUCAAAAGAUUGUUCGUGUGUAGAAUGCGCUUAUAGCUGCAAGGAAUCAAGUCAGUAUGGCGCAGUUGAAAACGUUCACUAAAAAUAUUGAUGCGGCAUACUCGGAGUUCAGCGGUUUCCACAGCGAGGUAAUGGCGAUUAUUCCCGAUGAAGCAAUUCAAUUUCAAGAGGAAAUCUACAGUGAUUUUGAAAACCGCUACAAUUCAGUGUCAACAACUAUCGAGGAACUACUGCAAGUUCAUGUCACAGAUGCAGGUGGUGCCCAUAACAAUCCAGCAGGUAGGAAUCAAUCUCCAAUCAUAGUUCAUCAACAAGCACUCCGUGUGCCCUUGCCAACAUUUGAUGGCCAAUACCGAAAUUGGGCUAAAUUCAAGGCUAUGUUUCAGGACCUUAUGAGCACCUCCACAGACUCUAACGCUAUAAAGCUGUACCACCUGGAAAAGGCUCUGAUUGGUGAUGCCAGUGGUGUCAUCGAUGCGUCCACCAUCAGAGAUAAUAAUUAUGAGCAUGCGUGGCGCAUUCUAGAAAAUAGGUUCGAUAAUAAACGUCUUAUAAUAGAUACACACAUCCAGGGUAUCAAAAAUCUGAAACAGAUGACGAGGAAAUCAUCCAAGGAAUUGCGAGAUCUCAUCGACGAAUGCACACGUCAUGUUGAAGGUCUGCGCUUCAUGGGUCAGGAACUUCUCGGUGUCUCAGAACUUCUUGUUGUUAAUAUUCUGACCUCCGCUCUUGAUAGAGAACCAUCAUUUAAUAUUGGAAAGAUGUGAAGGAACAUCUGUCGUGUCCAUUGGUAAGCCAAUGCAGCAGAAAUUAACAAAAUUAUCGAACAUAAGAUCGUCUAAUGCAAUUACAUCGUCAUUUGAAGUCGUAUGUGAUUUUUGCUCUGAAAGGCAUCUCAACCAUAUAUGCCCAGUGUUUAGAAAUAUGAGCAUCCAUGAGAGGAGUGCAAAAGUAAAAUCGACGAAUGCUUGCUACAAUUGCCCGCGCAAAGGCCAUCGCGUUAAUACAUGUCCAUCCGAACGAACGUGCAGCAAAUGUUCUAAAAAACACCAUACCU